GGAUCCAUUUUUAUGAGUUCAAAGAUAAUUACUUUUCAGACUAAGAAUAUUUAGGGAAAAAAGUACUGUUCAACAUCUCUACUGAGGAUCUUAUGAUGUAGCACAGGGUAUAAGCUGGAGCUAAAGGAAACUUUCCUUAAAGUGCUAUUUACUAAAAAUUGGAACACAUUCCUUAGGACAAAUCAAAGUAUGGCACACAACAUCCAAACUUCCAUCAUAGGUACAGAGGUGUGACCAUCUCCUACUCCCAAAUUUCUUUGUCACGCUGAGGAUUACUCAAGAGAAUCAGGACAUGUUGGUUGCAGCAGGAGAAACUUGAAAGCAUUCACUUUGAUGGAACGCAUAAGGGAGAAAAUCUCUUAAAGUAUUUAGAAUCGUCUUUGAUACAUUUAUUAUUUUAAAAGAUAAUGUAGUCAAAUAUCUUCCUGUGUUAAAUAUUUACAAAACUGAAAUCUUAAAAUGGUGACAAAAACUCUACUUCUGAUAGAAUCUAUUCGUUUUUCCAAUUAGAUAGGGCAUAAUUCUUAAUUUGCAAAACAAAAUGGAAUAUGCUUAUGAGGUUCCAUCCCAAAGAACCUGCUAUUGAGAGUAGCAUUCAGAAUAAUGGGUGGAAAUGCCAAUUCCAGAGUUUCAGAUUCUACCCCUAAUUGGGGUAGGGAGGGGCUUUGGGCGGGGCCUCCCUAGAAGAGGAGGCGUUGUUAGAAAGCUGUCUGGCCAGUACACAGCUGUCACUAAUCGGGGUAAGCCUUGUUGUAUUUGCGCGUGUGGGUGGCAUUCCCAAUGAGAACUAGCUUCACUUGUCAUUUGAGCGAAAUCUACAACCCGAGGCGGCUAGUGCUCCCGCACUGCUGGGAACUGAGAUCUUCGGGGAUGACUGUCGCCCGCAGUAGGGAGCCAGCAGAAGCCCGACCCUUCCUGGGAAUGGGCUGUACCGAGAGGUCCGACUAGCCCCAGGGUUUUAGUGAGAGGGGCAGUGGAACUCAGCGAGGGAUUGAGAGCUUCACAGCAUGCACGAGUUUGAUGCCAGAGAAAAAGUGGGGAGAUAAAGGGGCCGCAUGUCACUGAAUUGCUGUCGCCGUCGCAGUCACUCAGGUGCCGGACUUGUGAGUACUCUGCGUCUCCAGUCCUCGGACAGAAGUCGGAGAACUCUCGGAAAACUCUCCGAGUUAGGAGACGAGAUCCCUACAAUUACUACUUUUUCUUGCGCUCCCCACUUGCCGCUCGCUGGGACAAACGACAGCCACCGUUCCCCUGACGACAGGAUGGAGGCCAAGGGCAGGAGCUGACCAGCGCCGCCCUCCCCCGCCCCCCGACCCAGGAGGUGGAGAUCCCUCCGGUCCAGCCACAUUCAACACACUUUCUCCUCCCUCUGCCCCUACAUUCCCGAAACCCCCUCCUCCUUCCCUUUUCCCUCCUCCCUGGAGACGGGGGAGGAGAAAAGGAGAGUCCAGGUCGUCAUGACUGAGCUGAAGGCAAAGGGUCCCCGGGCUCCCCACGUGGCGGGCGGCCCGCCCUCCCCCGAGGUAGGAUCCCCACUGCUGUGUCGCCCAGCCGCAGGCCCGUUCCAGGGGAGCCAGACCUCGGACACCUUGCCUGAAGUUUCGGCCAUACCUAUCUCCCUGGACGGGCUACUCUUCCCUCGGCUCUGCCAGGGACAGGAUCCCCCAGACGAAAAGACGCAGGACCAGCAGUCGCUGUCCGACGUGGAGGGAGCAUAUUCCAGAGCUGAAGCUACAAGGGGUACUGGAGGCAGCAGUUCUAGACCCCCCGAAAAGGACAGCGGACUGCUGGACAGUGUCUUGGACACUCUGUUGGCGCCCUCAGGUCCCGGGCAGAGCCAACCCAGCCCUCCCGCCUGCGAGGUCACCAGCUCUUGGUGCCUGUUUGGCCCGGAACUUCCUGAAGACCCACCAGCUGCCCCUGCCACCCAGAGGGUGUUGGUGUUGUCUCCGCUCAUGAGCCGGUCCGGGGACAAGACUGAAGACAGCUCCGGGACGGCAGCUGCCCAUAAGGUGCUGCCCCGGGGCCUGUCACCAUCCCGGCAGCUGCUGCUCCCGGCCUCUGGGAGCCCUCAUUGGUCCGGGGCCCCAGUGAAGCCGUCUCCGCAGCCCACUGCGGUGGAGGUUGAGGAGGAGGAUGGCUCCGAGUCCGAGGACUCUGCGGGUCCGCUUCUGAAGGGCAAACCUCGGGUUCUGGGUGGCGCGGCGGCUGGAGGAGGAGCCGCGGGUGUCCCCCCAGGGGCGGCCGCAGGAGGCGUCGGCCUGGUCCCCAAGGAAGAUUCCCGCUUCUCAGCGCCCAGGGUCGCUCUGGUGGAGCAGGACGCGCCCAUGGCGCCCGGGCGCUCCCCGCUGGCCACCACGAUGAUGGAUUUCAUCCACGUGCCCAUCGUGCCUCUCAAUCACGCCUUAUUGGCAGCCCGCACUCGGCAGUUGCUGGAAGACGAGAGCUACGACGGCGGCGCCGGAGCCGCCAGCGCCUUUGCCCCGCCGCAGAGUUCACCCUCUGCCUCAUCCACUCCAGUCGCUGUCGGCGACUUCCCCGACUGCGCGUACCCGCCCGACGCCGAGCCCAAGGACAACGCGUACCCUCUCUAUGGCGACUUCCAGCCGCCCACUCUAAAGAUCAAGGAGGAGGAGGAAGGCGCGGAGGCCUCCGCGCGCUCCCGGGGUUCCUACCUGGUGGCCGGUGCCAACCCCGCCGCCUUCCCGGAUUUCCCGCUGGGGCCACCGCCCCAGCUGCCGCUGCGAGCGCCCCCAUCCAGACCUGGGGAAGCGGCAGUGACGGCCGCACCAGCCAGUGCCUCAGUCUCGUCCGCGUCUUCCCCGGGGUCGACCCUGGAGUGCAUCCUGUACAAAGCGGAGGGCGCGCCGCCCCAGCAGGGCCAGUUCGCGCCGCCGCCCUGCAAGGUGCCGGGCGCGGGCGGCUGCCUGCUCCCGCGGGAUGGCCUGCCCUCCACCUCCGCCUCUGCCGCCGCCGCCGCCGCCGGGGCGGCCCCCGCGCUCUACCCUGCACUCGGCCUCAACGGGCUCCCGCAGCUCGGCUACCAGGCAGCCGUGCUCAAGGAGGGCCUGCAGCAGGUCUACCCGCCCUAUCUCAACUACCUGAGGCCGGAUUCAGAAGCCAGCCAGAGCCCCCAAUACAGCUUCGAGUCAUUACCUCAGAAGAUUUGUUUAAUCUGUGGGGAUGAAGCAUCAGGCUGUCAUUAUGGUGUCCUUACCUGUGGGAGCUGUAAGGUCUUCUUUAAAAGGGCAAUGGAAGGGCAGCAUAACUACUUAUGUGCUGGAAGAAAUGACUGCAUCGUUGAUAAAAUCCGCAGAAAAAACUGCCCAGCAUGUCGCCUUAGAAAGUGCUGUCAGGCUGGCAUGGUCCUUGGAGGUCGAAAAUUUAAAAAGUUCAAUAAAGUCAGAGUUAUGAGAGCACUAGAUGCUGUUGCUCUCCCACAACCAGUGGGCAUUCCAAAUGAAAGCCAAGUCCUAAGCCAGAGAUUCACUUUUUCACCAGGUCAAGACAUACAGUUGAUUCCACCACUGAUCAAACUGUUAAUGAGCAUUGAACCAGAUGUGAUCUAUGCAGGACAUGACAACUCAAAACCUGACACCUCCAGUUCUUUGCUGACAAGUCUUAAUCAACUAGGCGAGAGGCAACUUCUUUCAGUAGUCAAGUGGUCUAAAUCAUUGCCAGGUUUUCGAAACUUACAUAUUGAUGACCAGAUAACUCUCAUUCAAUAUUCUUGGAUGAGCUUAAUGGUGUUUGGUCUAGGAUGGAGAUCCUACAAACACGUCAGUGGGCAGAUGCUGUAUUUUGCACCUGAUCUAAUACUAAAUGAACAGCGGAUGAAAGAAUCAUCAUUCUAUUCAUUAUGCCUUACCAUGUGGCAGAUCCCACAGGAGUUUGUCAAGCUUCAAGUUAGCCAAGAAGAGUUCCUCUGUAUGAAAGUAUUGUUACUUCUUAAUACAAUUCCUUUGGAAGGACUACGAAGUCAAACCCAGUUUGAGGAGAUGAGGUCAAGCUACAUUAGAGAGCUCAUCAAGGCAAUUGGUUUGAGGCAAAAAGGAGUUGUGCCUAGCUCACAGCGUUUCUAUCAACUUACAAAACUUCUUGAUAACUUGCAUGAUCUUGUCAAACAACUUCAUCUGUACUGCUUGAAUACAUUUAUCCAGUCCCGGGCACUGAGUGUUGAAUUUCCAGAAAUGAUGUCUGAAGUUAUUGCUGCACAAUUACCCAAGAUAUUGGCAGGGAUGGUGAAACCCCUUCUCUUUCAUAAAAAGUGAAUGUCAUCUUUUUCUUUUAAAGAAUUAAAUUCUGUGGUAUGUCUUUUUGUUUUGGUCAGGAUUAUGAGGUCUUGAAUUUUUAUAAUGUUCUUCUGAAAGCCUUACAUUUAUAACGUAUCAUAGUGUGCAAAUUUAAGAGAAAAAUUGUGAGGUUCUAAUUAUUUUCCUUUACAAAGUAUAAUUAGAAUGCUUAACUGUUUUGUGUACCCAUAUUUUCUUGAAGAAUUUACAAGACUGAAAAAGUCUUGUAAUUGUUACUAAAAUUGUUAAACUAUAUCUUAUCCAUACUAUUUCAUACCAUGUAGGUGAGAAUUUUUAACUUUUGCAUCUAACAAAUCAUCUACUUAAGAGAAAAAAAAUCUUACAUGUAAUAAUACAAAGCUAUUGUAUAAGUUAUUUCUAGGUAACUCCCUUUGUCUCAAUUAUAUUUCCAAAAAUGAACAUUUAAAAUGUUAUGCAAAAUUUUGUCUAUAUAUAUUUGUGUGAGGAUGAAAUUCAUAACUUUCAUCAGAUUUUCAACAGUAUUUUUAAUGCAAAAAAUGUAGAAAGAGUUUAAAACCACUAAAAUAGAUUGAUGUUCUUCAAACUAGGCAAAACAACUCAUAUGUUAAGACCAUUUUCCAGAUUGGAAAAACAAAUCUCUUAGGAAGUUAAUAAGUAGAUUCAUAUCAUUAUACAAAUAGUAUUGUGGGUUUUGUAGGUUUUUAAAAUAACCUUUUUUGGGGAGAGAAUUGUCCUCUAAUGAGGUAUUACAAGAGG
Messenger RNA from Piliocolobus tephrosceles (Ugandan red Colobus), 5030 nucleotides. It is a transcript of the gene PGR, whose product is annotated as progesterone receptor. The record is from RefSeq and is a predicted model, not a curated record. The coding region runs from base 1458 to 4271 and encodes 937 amino acids. The transcript has 8 exons. Gene Ontology annotation, molecular function: sequence-specific DNA binding; steroid binding; zinc ion binding. NCBI's taxonomy places the organism in Eukaryota, Metazoa, Chordata, Mammalia, Primates, Cercopithecidae. Gene Ontology annotation, cellular component: nucleus. Gene Ontology annotation, biological process: steroid hormone receptor signaling pathway; regulation of DNA-templated transcription.